ACACAUCACCUCCAUCGCUGUCUCUCUUAACCUCUGCAUGUCUUAAAACACACCCCCCCUACUCUCUCUCUCUUCCCCACCCCACUCUGUUUCCGCGGGGCUCCACCGGCCUCGACCCGCCUCCCAUUCGGAUCUUCGCCGCACAUUGACGGAAUGUACUCGGCGAUACAUUCGUUGCCGUUGGAUGGGGACUUUCAAGGGUCACUAGACGGGACAAACUUGCCCGGAGAUGCCUGCUUGGUUCUUACUACGGAUCCCAAGCCACGGCUCCGGUGGACGGCGGAGCUCCAUGAGAGAUUUAUUGACGCUGUUACUCAACUUGGUGGCCCUGACAAAGCAACACCGAAGACGAUAAUGAGAACAAUGGGGGUAAAGGGGCUCACUCUUUAUCACUUGAAGUCUCACCUACAGAAAUACAGGUUGGGAAGGCAAGCUUGCAAAGAAUCAAAUGAUAACUCCAAAGAUGCUUCUGUUGCAGAAAGUCAAGAUACUGGUUCAUCUACAUCGACAUCGUCUAGAGUGAUUACACAAGAUGUAAAUGAUGGUUUCCAGGUUACUGAGGCUUUGCGUGUACAGAUGGAAGUACAAAGACGACUGCAUGAACAGCUGGAGGUGCAGCGUCGUCUCCAACUUCGUAUUGAAGCACAGGGAAAAUACCUACAAUCAAUUCUCGAGAAAGCUUGUAAAGCUUUGAAUGAUCAGGCUGCUGCUUCUGCUGGGCUUGAAGCUGCAAGAGAAGAACUAUCCGAACUCGCAAUCAAGGUUUCGAGUGAAUGUCAGGGAUUCGGAGCAUUUGAUAACUUGAAAAUGCCUUCAUUAUCUGAACUUGCUGUAGCUUUAGAGAACCGAAAUACAUCAAAUUUGCCAGCUCGAAUUGGCGAUUGCUCCAUUGAAAGCUGCUUGACUUCAACCAGCAGCCCUGUUUCUCCAAUCGGGAUUGGUUCACAUGCUUCAAUUAAGAAACGAUCAAGGCCUAUAUUCGGCAAUGGCGAUCCAUUGCCUAUGGAAGGCAACAUGCGGCAAGAAGUAGAAUGGAUGAUGAGUAAUAUAGCGUGAACGGAAAGGCAUCUCCAUUUCCGUCCCGGAAACAGAAAGAGAAACUGUAUCGUAUCUCCAUUCGGGUUACUUUUUCCCUUUUUUUAGCUGAUUCAUCUCUUAUCUUAUCCUGAAAUCAACUGUAUCAUUAUUGGUCUGUAUAGGUUCGGAUCUUUUCAAGUUAAAGAUGAUAUCUUUUAUCAUAAAAACCUGCAAUUUGACCCUGAUUCUGCAAAAA
This is a messenger RNA of Mercurialis annua (annual mercury), 1273 nucleotides long. Its product is annotated as protein PHR1-LIKE 3. NCBI's taxonomy places the organism in Eukaryota, Viridiplantae, Streptophyta, Magnoliopsida, Malpighiales, Euphorbiaceae. Gene Ontology annotation, molecular function: DNA binding; DNA-binding transcription factor activity. The record is from RefSeq and is a predicted model, not a curated record. Bases 154 to 1056 code for a protein of 300 amino acids. The transcript has 6 exons.